UUAUUAAGGAUUCGGCUACUACGUGUAAGUGUGUGCCGUUUGACGCUGUCACUGUCUACAGCACUGGCUAUCUUUUGUGCCAGAUAAAUGUCUCAAGUUUGAAAAUGAUUGUGUUGAAUGUUUAUAGCUCAACGUGUCGUCACCCACUUUACAGUACAGUUCGGAGAUUUGCAAACGCUGUGCGAAUCGAUUCGACCGAGUCAUUAAAAGAGUGAACGAGUCAUUGGCGGACCGGACGUCGCUAUAGUGCUCGGGUGGUCUGCUCCGAAUAUAUCCUAUACGGUUCACUGCACCCGUCAAUUAAUUCAUUAACGCGACUAGCAGCAGCUAUGGCACAAGCGAAAAUUAACGCUAAAAUGAACGAUGCAUCUAAAGGCAAAUUCACCCGAACGCUUUCGAUGGCGGACCGGUCCGGACAGUUACUGGAAAGUCUGGAUCAGCUUGAGAUGAGGGUGGAGGCUCUUCGCGAGGAAGCCACUGCUAUGGAGCAGGAGAGAGAGUGCUUGAUUGAGAUGAUCCAGUCCAUACGAAACAGUCAGGAAAUGAGGAGCGUUUGUGACGGUACGCCUUCCGUGCUGCGUGACCACCGUUGUAAUGGAAAACAUAUAAACAUCAUUUCAACUUUUAUUUCAGGGGAAAGGGAAGAGCUCUCUCUGACCGCCUCGAGACUCCUGGGCAGGACGUUAACGGUGAGCAUUUCAGUGGAUACGAUCCGAAACGACCAGCAGGAAGAGGCCUUGAAGAAAGCCACGGCCAUUAUCGACGAGAUCGCUGGGAAAGUGCUGGAGGACAUGGAGGAGGCCAGAAAGCGUCUGCAGGCCCUUCACGCCGCGUGUGUGACCGACGCGCCUCCUGUGCCUCUGGAUCAGAAGUUUCAGAGCGUCGUGAUCAGCUGCGCCCUGGAGGACCAGAAGAAGAUCAAGAGGCGCCUCGAGACCCUCAUCAGGAACAUGGACAAUGCGGAGAAAACCAUUAAAAUGAUGGAUAACCAGAAAGUUGAUCAUUCCAGUCUUACCAAUGGCAAAUAGAGGCUGAGGGACUGACGAGCGCCACGCGUGCCUUUCCCUGAUAGCACACGUACAUCACGGAGACGUCUGCAAGACGUAUUUUUAGAGUG
Messenger RNA from Sinocyclocheilus anshuiensis, 1117 nucleotides. It is a transcript of the gene bag2, whose product is annotated as BCL2 associated athanogene 2. Gene Ontology annotation, molecular function: protein-folding chaperone binding; adenyl-nucleotide exchange factor activity. Bases 330 to 1028 code for a protein of 232 amino acids. Lineage: Eukaryota; Metazoa; Chordata; Actinopteri; Cypriniformes; Cyprinidae. The transcript has 2 exons. The record is from RefSeq and is a predicted model, not a curated record. Gene Ontology annotation, biological process: protein stabilization.